Spodoptera littoralis (African cotton leafworm) is the source of this 798-nucleotide messenger RNA. The record is from the annotation of a GenBank genome assembly. Lineage: Eukaryota; Metazoa; Arthropoda; Insecta; Lepidoptera; Noctuidae.
AUGGCAGUCGAAAUACAACUGAUAAACGAAAUUGAGAAACAUGAACUCCUGUAUAAUUUCCUUCUACCACAGUAUAAUAGGAAGGAUCUGGUAGAAGAAGCUUGGGAAGAUAUUGCAGCGAGCACUAACAUGUCAAUAAGCGAUUGCAAAGAAAAAUGGCGGAACAUAAGAUCAUCGUUCUUGCGGAGUAUGAAACAGUGUGGUACAAAAAUAAAAAAGCCCUACUAUUUGACAGAAUAUCUGAGAUUCAUAGUGCCAUAUUUGAAGCCAACAGUUUCAGGAAUUGAGAGUGCAGAUGAAACUCAGUACCAUUCCCCUCAACAUGCAAAUGAACCAGAAACUCUAAUAAUAAAGACAGAACCAAUAGAUGACAAUGAUGAGAACCAGGAAGAAAGUAAUGAUAAUGUGAUUCUUAGCGACUUAUUGAGACAAAGGCCUGCGGUUACAAGAAAGAGACGGCGGUUUAUACCAGUGAAAAAACCGUACGCAGACCUUCGGCCACGAAGUAAACCAAUGACAUCAUUAGAAAGAAACGCAAACAAUGACUUAAAUCCAAAUAACAAUGCUAUGAAAAUGUUUCUUCUAAGUCUUUUACCAGAAAUAGACACGAUGACAGAAGACCAAAGAAGACUGUUUAAAAUUAAAACGAUGAUGUUGAUAGAUGAAAUUAAAGUUAAUUAUGAUCAAGUUAGACAAGCCACGUCUUCUAUAAAUGGCGAAAGACUGCAGAAGCGUUUGAUCAAUCUUCUUUUAAAGAAUUUACAGAAGAGUCCGAAAGAGAAUUCAAAAUCGAAAUAA